This is a messenger RNA of Neurospora tetraspora, 837 nucleotides long. RefSeq lists its product as uncharacterized. Gene Ontology annotation, molecular function: protein binding. Lineage: Eukaryota; Fungi; Ascomycota; Sordariomycetes; Sordariales; Sordariaceae. The transcript has a single exon. The record is from RefSeq and is a predicted model, not a curated record. The annotation marks the transcript as partial.
AAUCUGCUACGGCUUUGGGCUUUUCUUGACAAUAGAGAGAUGUGGCACAGUCUACUGCAAGUGGCCAGAAAUGACCAGGAGCAAUGGCCCAAAUGGCUCCGCGAUAUAGCACUUAACGAGGGUAGGUUUUUAAACAUAGCGACACUGCUGCUCCGCUACUCUAUGAUCGAGGCCCGAGAGUCUAAGCAAAGCAGCUAUAUCAUACAUCCGGUAGUGCAUAGAUGGAUAUCGCAUAUACAAGAUGUCGCUGGGAAGAGAGUGUUUCUACGGCUAGCGGUAAUGUUGAUAGGAUUUUCGGUGUCCGACUGUACGACUAAGAAUUAUUGGGUACUCCAGCGACGGCUUCUCCCUCAUGCGGAGAGGUGCUCAUGGUGGAUGGGAGAAUUAGAAGGAGGAGAGUACAACAUUGCAGACAUUACUAUCGAUCAUGCAACACACAGCUUGGGCAACCUCUACUUGGAUCAGGGCUGGCUAAAGGAGGCUAAAACGAUGUAUCAGCGAGCGCUAGAAGGCUACGAGAAGGCGCUCGGACCGUAUCAUAGGUUGACUCUCGGUACAGUUUACAACUUGGGCAACCUCUAUGAGACUCAGGGCCGGCUAAAGGAGGCUGAAACGAUGUAUCAGCGGGCGCUGUCUGGUUAUUCAGCAGCCUUAGGCUCGUCCCACGCGAAAUCUCUCCUUGUCGUAAAGAAUAUAGCAUCUUUACAACUUGCAAAAGGUAGCCUCUCCCUGCAAGGACUAAUAGUUAAGUUUGCUAACAUUGACAACCAGGUUCAUCGUGAGAAAUUGAAUCGUCGUUCAAUUAUUCUUCGGCAGAUGAAAUUACCUCCACGAUAG